CUACUCUCAGUGGAACCUAAUGUCAUCUCCCAUUCCACCACCUCCCAAUAUACGGUAGAGUGACCCAAAUGUCUAUAGUUCAAGUGCCAGUGCUAACAACUCCAUUUUUUCUUGUUUCCUCGUGUUCCCCAACAGACCACCGUCAGGUUCACAGUCCUCUCCGUCUAUUCCAGCCGCAUCUCCUUACUCUCAUCAUCUUCCACCGCCCUCCAUGACUCCAACGAAUUCCUCUCAACCACUUGCAGCACCGGGAAUCUCAUUACCACCCCCCAGAGUCAAUGAAAUGCCGUUUCCACCUACGUUACGUUCACCCCCCACUUCCACCGCUUUCGCUGGACCUACUCCACCUUCCGCCCCUUCACUACAUUCAGUGUCGCCAGCCAGCAGUUUACCGCCUGGUGUUGAUACUAACAAUCCUGCCAUUGCUCACAAACCCGUCUUACCGCCCAUUCCAUCGUCGCGUGGCACUGCAUCGCCAUUCUCCGACCAUGCCAAACCUCCCGCCAGUAUGUCGCAUGCCACUUCUUCACCACCUCCACCUCCGCCAUCCACCGCUAAUGCCGCAGGUGCAUCGCAAUCGCAGACAUCUCAACAACCUGCAGGUGCUUCAGCUUAUCGACCACUCAACGUUAGAGACGCUCUGACCUACCUGGAUCAGGUCAAGGUGCAGUUUGCUGAUCAACCUGAUGUCUACAAUCGCUUUCUGGAUAUCAUGAAGGAUUUCAAGAGUCAAACCAUUGACACACCGGGUGUGAUUGAACGCGUAUCAACAUUGUUCAAAGGUCAUCCUGGUCUAAUAUCGGGGUUUAAUACAUUCCUACCUCCGGGUUACCGUAUCGAAUGCUCCACCGAUCCUCAUGAGCCGGAUCUCAUUAGGGUCACUACCCCCAGUGGUACUACUACCACCACAGCGGGCGGUGGUCGCUACAAGUUGGAACCGGAAAAUUCUAUGCACCCUUCCUCCAUGAGUCAGUCUUAUUAUCAUCAACCGUAUGGUCAUAUGCGACCUCCGCCUCCAGGCCCGCCCAUGCCACCACCACCCUUGUCGUCCGCUGCCGGUCGUCAUCCUAUGCAUACUUCGGCACCGCCCUCUCCGCCCAUGGCACAAGCACCUUAUAUGCCUGUCUCUGGUCCUUCACGACCACAGAUGCUUCCUCCACAGCACGCGCCUCCUCCCAUGGCACGUGCACGGUCUCCACCACCCAAUGAGAAGCGCGGUCCCGUCGAAUUCAACCAUGCCAUCAACUAUGUCAAUAAGAUCAAGAAUCGGUUUGCCAAUGAACCCGAUACGUAUAAACAAUUCCUCGAAAUCUUGCAGACGUAUCAAAAGGAGCAACGACCCAUUCAAGAGGUGUAUGCCCACGUGCAAUAUCUUUUCAACGGGGCUCCUGACCUUCUGGAUGAAUUCAAACAAUUUUUGCCUGAUAUCACUGGCCAGCCUGCAUCGGCCUUGUUCGAUACCAGUAGUUCGCCUUAUUAUGUCGGUCAUAAACGCGGUGUACUCGGUGGAUCGCCUCAAACGGCAUCCAUGGUACCGGCUGCGAAAAAGAAACGUACCACUGGAAUUGAUCGACUGGCUACGGGCAAGCGAUCGAAACUUUAUCACAAGGGUGGAGAGAUGGAUCAGAGCAGUAUGCGUGAGGCCUAUGCUUACCCGUCCUCCCCAUUCGAUCCCGAGCGUCCUUCUGUGUCUGUCGAGGAAGUCGAAUUGUUUGAACGUGUGCGCAAACAUAUUGGCAACAAGCCUUCGUACGAAGAGUUUUUGAAAACGCUCAAUUUGUAUACGCAGCAGAUCAUUAGCAUGGAUACUUUGAUCGAUCUUUUGACGGUGUUCCUUGGCAACAAUAAGGAACUGUUUGACUGGUUCAAGAAUGUGAUCGGUUACGAACCUUCGGAACGUAUCAUUGAACGACCGGCUUCCAUUAUUGCGAAACCGGAUUUGAUGCAUUGCAAGACCGUUGACAGCAGUCCCAGUUAUCGUUUGGUGCCAAAAGCCUGGCAAAAUCAACCUUGUUCUGGUAGAGAUCAAUUGGCAUGGGAAGUACUGAAUGAUGAAUACGUGUCGCAUCCUAUUUGGGCGAGUGAAGAUGAUGGUUUCGUCGCUUCGAAAAAGAGUCAAUAUGAAGAAGCGAUGCAUCGCUGCGAAGAAGAACGAUAUGAUUAUAAUCUCAACAUUGAAGCCAAUCUCAAUACGAUUGCUUUGUUAGAGCCUAUUGAAAAGAAACUGGAAUCCAUGGCUCUGGAAGAAAAGCAGAAUUUCCGUUUGAAACCGGGGUUGGGUGGGCAAUCUGUCAGCAUCUACGAGCGUAUCAUUAAAAAGGUGUAUGAUCGAGAACGCGGCAUGGAGAUUAUCGAACUACUGUACAGCAACCCUGCCCAAGUCGUCCCCGUGCUACUUAAUCGCUUAAAGCAAAAGGAUGAAGAAUGGAAGAAAGCUCAGCGUGAAUGGAACAAGAUUUGGCGCGAACUGGAUGCCAAGAACUUUUACCGAUCACUGGACUACCAAGGCAUCACUUUCAAGAGUAAUGACCGUAAAGCCAUUGCUGUCAAAGCCCUUGUGGCUGAGAUUGAAACCAUGCAUCGCGACAAGCAAACCAAGGAUGGCGAUCAUUUGACAUUGAAAGCGAACCAUCAGUUCAUUUUCACCAUGAAAGACGAAAGCAUUUUCAAGGACGUCACACGAUUGAUCUUUUCUUAUAUUGAUCGACAGAGUGGAUUUACUAGCAGUGACAAGGAAAAGAUUCGAACGUUUAUCGGCAGUUUCAUCCCACUGUGUUUCCACGUCGAUAAUGUGGUGGCAGAGAACCUGAGAAAUUAUGCGGAUGAAGCGGAUGAUGAGGAUAUGGCUGACGAAGAAGAGGACGCACAGUCUACUGUGACAGAAGAGUCCGAAUCGGAUAUGGGCCGAUCCCCAUCGACCCGACGACAGCGACGUAAUAAUCAAGAAGAUGAUCAUACCAUGGAUCUGCUCCGAGAUGUGUUGACAAAGAACCAAAGUGCGCUGGAUGAAACGGCGGUCUUGCUUUCACGCAAGCGAUCAAAGUCACCUUCAGCGCCUACAGAGGGAAUCGUCGAUACAGGUGAAGAUAAAGCAGUCAAAACGGAAGAUAUGGCGGACGUCGAUAUCCAAAUGCUCGAAAGCCAAGAUCAACCCCAAUCACGCGAAGCUUCCCCGGUGGCCGAAAAAAAACCGGCGGAAACGGAAGGUGACAAACUGCUUGCUGCUGCAGCGGCGGCUACAGCCCCCGGUUUCCGCAAGCGCACCAUGUACAGUUUCUUUUGCAAUACCACUUUUUACUGCUUUUUCCGUUUAUACCAGAUGAUUUACGAGCGUCUUUCGAAAAUGAAGCAACUGGACGCUGAAGCCAGCGCUCAGGGUAAAUUGGGCAAGAAGACAAACAAGGUUGCUUUGGAGCUUGGACUCUAUUCUACACGAUUCGAUGAUAUUGACCUCAGCAAGGGUUACUAUCAAGCGUUAUUGGAUCUCAUUGAUCGGUUCUUUGACGGUGAAAUGGAUCAACAAGUAUUUGAAGAAAAUGCUCGCUAUCUGUUCGUCACAGAUGCCUAUGUCCUUUUCACCGUGGACAAAUUAAUCCACGCUAUUAUUAAGCAGAUUCAAGCGGUUACUGUGGAUACAAAGUCGGUGGAAUUAGUACGCUUGUUCCGUACCGAUCAACUUCUCGAAAACAUGUCUCCAAGAGUCAUGUCGGUUUACCGUUUGAGAGCAGAGGAUACGGUGGGACCAGAUGAAAAUCUGUACAAGAUCAAUUUUGAUAUUGAAGCGAAAGCGAUGAGUAUCCAGUUACUGGACAAGGAUGAUUAUAUGCUAGAACCUUCUGCUGAAGAUCGCUACGAAGAUUACGUGGCCAACUAUAUGGACUGGGUGCAUACAACCGAAGGCAUUGAUGUAUCCGCCAUGCGACCCACGUUUUUGCGUCGAAAUCGAUGUCCGCAAGACGAUCAUUUGAACCAAAUUUUUGUACAAUCCAGAUUGCAGUAUAAGAUCUGUCAAGAUACCUACCACAUGUACUACAUUGUCGGUUCAGAGGACAUCUUUUUACGGCCGCAUGCGUCGUCUACCCUAUCGGAAGCAUCAAAACCUGGCGGGGAACCGGCCCCCUCCAGUGCAUGGCGAAAUUGGCUCGAAUCCUCCACCACAGGGUGGUCCAAAGGCGUUGAUGAUGACACGCGUCGAACGAUGGAAACUGAGGCGAAAAAGCAGCUUCAGCUUCUUGGUGAAUCAUCAUCGCUUGCGUAACUAAAAAGAACAAAAACCUCUCUCUUUUUACCUCCCUUAAAACCCUCUCUUUCCUUCCUUCUUUCUUUUCUGUUUUUCUCCUGCUUAAAACAAACUGUACAAAGAAC
Radiomyces spectabilis is the source of this 4365-nucleotide messenger RNA. RefSeq lists its product as uncharacterized. Gene Ontology annotation, cellular component: Sin3-type complex; chromatin. Gene Ontology annotation, molecular function: transcription corepressor activity. Lineage: Eukaryota; Fungi; Mucoromycota; Mucoromycetes; Mucorales; Radiomycetaceae. The record is from RefSeq and is a predicted model, not a curated record. The transcript is spliced from 14 exons. The coding region runs from base 212 to 4258 and encodes 1348 amino acids. Gene Ontology annotation, biological process: negative regulation of transcription by RNA polymerase II.